Molecule: messenger RNA, 569 nt
Organism: Rhododendron vialii
Lineage: Eukaryota; Viridiplantae; Streptophyta; Magnoliopsida; Ericales; Ericaceae
Product: protein MICRORCHIDIA 6-like
Exons: 4
Coding region: 34-330 (98 amino acids)
Source: RefSeq, a predicted model, not a curated record
CAGGUCUGCUAAAGAAGUCAAUCCUUAGUUCUUAUGAAUCCCAUCUUAUGCGCUCCACAGAGCAAUGAAAAUCAGUUGCAGGAGCUAGAGUUUACCAGCCUGAUGCAAGAAAAUAAGAAACUCCGUUCGAAGUUACUGGAAUUGGAGAGAGGGGAGGAAGAUCUUAAUCUAAAGGCGCAACAACUUUGGAGCGGACUUGGUGAUCUCGAGUCUGAGUACAUGGGAAUGUUGGUUGAAUUGGGCGUUAUACAACGAUUAAAGACGCAAGAAAUACAAUGGAUGAGUCUCUCUUCUUCUUUUUUUGCAUCUAGAGAGCAUGAUGUUUUGUAGUUCAUGAUUUUGGGUAGUGUACCACGAAAUCCCGCAAUCCUUUUGGAAGAAUUAGGUUGUAAAGAGCAGGUCAGAGUUUUUGUUGCAGGAAUCUAAGUUCUGUUGUGGUGUGUAAAUGUGGUAGUCUUGUGUAAAUCAUGGGGUAGAACUAUAAUUAUGUGACAUAUGACAUUUUGUUUGGACAAGUUCCAUUGUAUGUGCAAAUUUCUUUGAUCAAGUUUACUACAAUUGCACACACU